UCGGCCCUGCGCGGGCCGGCCCCGAGGUCCCAGCUGGCAGCUGGGGUGGCGGGGCUGCGGGGGCACCGUUCCUGCCCGGCCCCGCCCCAACCCAGGCCGGCCCCGGAGCUGCGUCCAGGGCUCGGCUCGCGCGGCCCCAGAGCAGCACGGUGCGCCUCGGUCGGCGGGCGGCGGUAGCGCCCCCUCUCAGAGCCCCGCUCGCUCCCGCCCGGGCUCCUUCGGAGUCGGUCUAUCGGGCCCACGGUUUCGCUUCGCUCCCUCCCCUCCCUCCUUCCUCGUGUUCCUCCCGGGGUGCCGGGCACAGCCUCGGAUUCCUCCCUCCCCGCAGCUCGAGUCCGUUUCUCUCGCAGCGGCGGCGGGCGAGGCGGCGGCGGCGGCGCGGGGAGCAUCUCGGCUGCCACUGAGCUUCUCCGGCGGGAGCGGGAGUCCAGCUUGGCUGCCCUUCGGUCCUUCCCUGCCGCUCUGGACCCCGAGACCCCCGCCCCUGGUCGCUUUUCUCCGAAGCGGGCGGGGCGCCUAGCAGCUUCCCGCCGCCCCUGCACCCGGAUCCCGGGGCCGCCGCUCUCCCGGACUCCUGCCCCUCCGACCCUGACCGCCAGGGGGUGCCCCAGGGGCGGAGCGCCGCGGAGAAGACGAGGCAAACGGGACCAUGCGGCGCCUGACUCGCCGCUUGGCGCUGCCGAUCUUCGGGGUGCUCUGGAUCACCGUGCUGCUGUUCUUCUGGGUAACCAAGAAGAAGUUGGAGGUGCCGCCGGGACCUGAAGUGCAGACCCCAAAGACUUUGGACGCUGACUGGGAAGACCAGUGGGACCAGUUUGAUGAGCGGCAGUAUCUGAAUGCCAAGAAGUGGCGCGUCGGUGACGAUCCCUAUAAGCUGUACGCUUUCAACCAGCGGGAGAGCGAGCGGAUCUCCAGCAGCCGGGCCGUCCCAGACACCCGCCAUCUGAGAUGCACCCUGCUGGUGUACUGCACGGACCUCCCUCCCACCAGCAUCAUCAUCACCUUCCACAACGAGGCCCGCUCCACCCUGCUCAGAACCAUCCGCAGUGUAUUAAACCGCACGCCGAUGAAUCUGAUCCAGGAGAUCAUAUUAGUAGAUGACUUCAGCAAUGACCCUGAGGACUGCCUGCAGCUCGUCAAGUUGCCCAAGGUGAAGUGCAUACGCAACAGCGAGCGGCAAGGUCUGGUCCGGUCCCGGAUCCGGGGCGCCAACGUUGCCAAGGGCACCACUCUGACUUUCCUGGACAGCCACUGUGAGGUGAACAGGGACUGGCUCCAGCCCCUGCUGCACAGAGUCAAAGAGGACUACACGCGGGUGGUGUGCCCGGUGAUUGAUAUCAUCAGCUUGGACAACUUCAACUACGUAGAGUCCGCCACGGAGCUCAGAGGGGGGUUUGACUGGAGCCUCCACUUCCAAUGGGAGCAACUCACCCCAGAGCAGAAGGCUCAGCGUCUGGACCCUGCUGAGCCCAUUAGAGUGUCACACGGCCCCUGGAAGCCCUGCAAGCAGUACUGGAGCCAGGACAGAGCCGGGGCUGGGGGCAUGAACGGGAGCCCUCAGCGUCAAGUGAACCAAAUCUCCUUCAGAGUGUGGAUGUGUGGUGGCAGCCUCGAGAUUGUCCCUUGCAGCCGAGUGGGCCAUGUCUUCCGCAAGAAACACCCGUAUGUUUUCCCAGAUGGAAAUGCCAACACAUAUAUAAAGAACACCAAGCGGACCGCGGAGGUCUGGAUGGACGAGUACAAGCAGUACUACUAUGCAGCCCGGCCAUUCGCCCUGGAGAGGCCCUUCGGCAACAUUGAGAGCAGACUGGACCUGAGGAAGAAUCUGCAGUGCCAGAGCUUCAAGUGGUACCUGGAGAACGUCUACCCAGAACUCAGAAUCCCCAACGAUUCCUCCAUCCAGAAGGGGAACAUCCGACAGAGGCAGAAAUGCCUAGAGUCUCAGAGGCAGAAAAACACAGAGACCUACCACCUCAGGUUAAGCCCCUGUGUCAAGAGCAAAGGCGAGGAUGGAAAAUCCCAGAUCUGGGCCUUCACAUAUACCCAGCAAAUCCUCCAGGAAGAGCUGUGCCUGUCCGUCAUCACCAUGUUCCCAGGCGCCCCAGUGGUCCUUGUCCUCUGCAAGAACGGAGAUGACAAACAGCAAUGGACCAAGACUGGUUCCCGCAUCGAGCACAUAGCAUCCCACCUCUGCCUAGACACGGACAUGUUUGGUGAUGGCUCUGAGAAUGGCAGGGAAAUAGUGGUCAACCCAUGUGAGUCGUCACUUAUGAGCCAGCACUGGGACCUGGUGAGCUCUUGAGGACCCGAGCCGGAACCAGUGGGGCUGUGGGUGACAUUUCCCCGGAUGACAAGCAGACUGGCAAUCAGGCUACGAGCAGCCCUCAGCUACUGUAGAUCCUCAGAACUGGGAGGUGAAGACGGAGCCCCCUGGGCAGGAGCAGACGUCUCAAGGAGGAUGGAGGAAGGGAUUGCAAGCCACGUGGGGCUCAGGGACAGAUCCCACGUGUUCUCCAUGCUGUUCCAGUCCGGUCUUGGCCUGGUCUGCCCCUCACUGGAAUCUGGGGAGAGAGAUCUCACAGGAAGUGUUAUGUUGUUCCCUUUCUUACAGAGGAGGCCAGAGAGAAAAGCUUUUUUUGUCACGGGGCCAGGACUGAAUUGAGAGAGAGAAAGAAUGGAGGUUGUUUUCAAAACAAAUAA
Molecule: messenger RNA, 2700 nt
Organism: Ailuropoda melanoleuca (giant panda)
Lineage: Eukaryota; Metazoa; Chordata; Mammalia; Carnivora; Ursidae
Gene: GALNT14
Product: polypeptide N-acetylgalactosaminyltransferase 14
Exons: 15
Coding region: 650-2302 (550 amino acids)
Biological process (GO): protein O-linked glycosylation
Cellular component (GO): Golgi apparatus
Molecular function (GO): polypeptide N-acetylgalactosaminyltransferase activity
Source: RefSeq, a predicted model, not a curated record